CUUCUAUAUGUUAAAAGAAAAUGGUGUGCUACACUUCUGCUGUUGUCUGCAAAUUGCUAACUUUCAGACCAACUUCUUUCUUUCUUUCUUCAUCUCAUUUCUAACCUCUCACUCUUUCUCUCUCUAACUUUUUAACCCACCCUUUUUCAUUCUCUCUCUAGCUUUUUCCAAGCUUUUUCCUUUCUCUCUCCAUCAUAUUCUCUCAUUUACAUUACCCCUAAUUAAUUCCUCACUCAUUGAUUCAAUCUUUACUUGUACUAAUUAUUUCCUUCUUCCUUUGAACUUGCAAUCAAUUGGAGCAAACCCCAACAUUCCUAAUUAAUUUUGUUUGAUUUGAGGUAUGGAAGAGGAUUAAUUAAGAGGGUGAUCUUUGGAUGAAUGGUUUGGAAAGUACAUAUUAUGGAAUACCCAGGUGUAAAGAUCUGGGCUGAGCUUUCCUUUGUGUUAGUGUUCAUAUUUCUGCUGCAUUUGGCUAACGGGUUGACAAAUUCGGGUGAUGUUGCUGCAAUUAACAGCUUGUAUGCUGCUUUUGGUUCUCCACUCCCUGGAUGGGUUGCUACCGGGGGAGAUCCAUGUGAUGAAGCUUGGCAAGGAGUCCAAUGCGACGUUAAUGGCAACAUCAUUUCAAUAAGUCUCGUGGGUGCCAACUUAGGUGGUGGAUUGGGUGACGACCUAGCAUCAUUUUCGUCAAUCAAAACAAUUGAUUUGAGCAACAACCAUAUUAGCGGAAGUCUUCCAUCAAGUUUUCCCGUUUCCCUGGAGGCGUUUUUUCUUUCAGGUAAUAAUUUGACCGGAAGCAUUCCAAGCUCUAUUUCCACUCUUACCAGCCUCACUACGUUGAAAUUGAAUGACAACCAUCUUAGCGGUGAACUACCCGAUGGCUUUCAGUCUCUUACAGCAUUGUCCAGCAUAGAUUUGGCGCAUAACAGUUUGAGCGGAGAGUUGCCUCCUUCAAUGGAGAAUUUGUCAGCUCUAACCAGCCUUCACUUGCAGGACAAUCAGCUGUCGGGAACCCUCGAUGUUCUCGAGCCUCUUCCCCUGCAAGACUUGAAUAUAGAGAACAACCUGUUCAAUGGACCGAUACCUGAGAAAUUGCUGAGUAUUCCCAACUUCAAGAGAGAUGGGAAUCCUUUUAACACCUCUGCUGCUCCGAUGCCUUCGUUGCCAGCUCCCUCCAUGCUGCCUUCACCCACUACCCCAGGGGCACCCAAGCAAUUAUCACCUCGCUCGGGCAUAACUUCUCCCAGUUCUGGCGCAGCUUCUAGUUCUGGGUCGGGACCUAGAAAUCGCACAGCUUUGCCACCUACACAGCAGGACCAGAAUACUCAAAACAAAGCUCAGUCGGCGAAAACGAGAAGGAUAGUCGGCAUAUCAAUUGCUUCUGUGAUCGGAUUUAUAAUCUUGGUUUUGCUUCUUCUGUUAUGCUUACCAUGGUGUUUUAGCAGAAGUAGAGACUAUUACCGAGCUACAAAGAGACAUGAGAUCCAACCAUAUAUGGGUGCCAGAGAGAACCCUCUCAAUAAUGUGCCGUCACGUCAUGCUAACAAUCAGGUUGAAAAAGCUCAAAAAGACGCUGUUGUGGAGAUCAAAGAUGAGCCGCGAGCCGAAGUUCGGAGGACUGCUGCAAUUGCAAAACAACAAAGUCGUGAGGAGCUUAAUUCUCAAAGAUCGACAACUCCAUUGAGGAAGCUUGAAAGUGAUAUGAGUUUUAGCGACAUUGACUAUAUGAUGCCUCCACCUCCACCUCCACCUCCUCCUCCACCUCCACCACCUCCUCCUCAAUUUUCCGCCGAGAAAGUAAUUGUGACGCCUAUCUCAUCAGCUCACCCUGUUGCCGGAAAGCCAUCCUCCAGAUCUCUUCCCUUGACGUCAGUGAAGUCUUUCACGAUUGCAUCACUUCAGCAAUACACAAACAGCUUUUCACAAGAUAAUCUUAUAGGAAGUGGCAUGCUUGGAACUGUAUAUCGGGCUGAGCUUUCUAAUGGAAAGCUACUCGCUGUCAAGAAGCUUGACAAGGGUGUUUCUAGCCGCCUGAAAGAUCACGAAUUUAUUGAGCUUGUAAAUAACAUCGAUAGUAUUCGGCAUGUCAAUGUUGUGGACCUGGUGGGUUACUGCUCAGAACACAGUCAGCGCCUCUUGAUUUAUGAGUAUUGUAGUAAUGGGGCACUACAAGAUGCGCUCCACUCAGACGAUGAAUACAGGAAGAAACUUUCUUGGAAUUUGCGAAUGCGGAUGGCACUUGGAGCUGCUAGAGCCUUGGAAUAUCUGCACGAGGUUUGUGAACCACCUGUAAUCCAUAGAAACUUCAAAUCUGGGAACAUUCUUCUUGAUGAUGAACUAAAUGUGCGGGUCUCUGACUGUGGAUUGGCAUCUUUGAUAGCAUCUAAUUCCGUCAGCCAGUUGUCGGGGCACCUUUUAUCUACCUAUGGCUAUGGAGCUCCGGAAUUCGAGUCGGGAAUCUAUAAUUCCCAAAGCGAUGUUUACAGCUUUGGAGUGGUUAUGUUGGAACUUUUGACGGGUCGAAUGUCUUAUGACAGGACACGUAUCCGAGGAGAGCAAUUUUUGGUGAGAUGGGCAGUUCCUCAGCUCCAUGAUAUCGAUGCUUUACAGCGGAUGGUUGAUCCGUCUCUCAGUGGCGAAUAUCCUACUAAAUCUUUAUCACACUUUGCUGAUAUCAUUGCACGAUGUGUUCAGUCUGAACCCGAGUUUAGGCCACUGAUGUCUGAAGUUGUGCAAGAUCUCCAAAGUAUGUUACAAAGAGGUUCACCUUCGAAAAAUCCAAUUACCGAAUAAAUCUUCUAACAGCUUAUAACGGAGAUUUUGCGAAGUUUUGGACUCUAGAAGAAGGAAAUCCCGAUUCUUCGAAUUCAUCAGAAAUCGAAUCCAAACGCAACAUAAAAGAACGAAAAGUUGACAUGAAUGAGUACUGCCCAGUGUCCAUAUACAUUCUCCAUUUGAACUUCAGAAAUGCCUUUGUGUAGUAUUUAUUCAAUACAGUCGGCGUCCUAUAUAUUCCAACCGAUGCUGGCUGUCGCUAUGUACGCCUUCUUGAGAUCAAUUGUUCGUCAUUUUUUGAUGAUCAGCAAGUUGGUGUCGGAAAUGAUCUGCGUAGAUGUAGUUGUCUCAUUGUUUGAGAAACGACUUGAUAAAAAUUGUAUUAGGCCCAUUUUGUCGAGGCCAAAUCGGCUAGUUAGAAUUUGUUCAUAGUUUUGUGUUCGUGUAGUUAUGUACCAUAGUUCAUUAUUCAUUGCUUUUACGUUUUUUGUUCCAUUACUUCAUAUAAAUUGUAUUCAAAUAAUUUAUGGCUUUAAUAAAAACUCUAUCACACUAUGUUUGUGUUCGUUCUAA
Messenger RNA from Amaranthus tricolor (Joseph's coat), 3348 nucleotides. RefSeq names its product protein STRUBBELIG-RECEPTOR FAMILY 3-like. The transcript is spliced from 17 exons. The coding region runs from base 379 to 2793 and encodes 804 amino acids. Gene Ontology annotation, biological process: protein phosphorylation. The record is from RefSeq and is a predicted model, not a curated record. Gene Ontology annotation, molecular function: protein kinase activity; protein binding; ATP binding. NCBI's taxonomy places the organism in Eukaryota, Viridiplantae, Streptophyta, Magnoliopsida, Caryophyllales, Amaranthaceae.